Falco peregrinus (peregrine falcon) is the source of this 12099-nucleotide messenger RNA. It is a transcript of the gene GPATCH2L, whose product is annotated as G-patch domain containing 2 like. Lineage: Eukaryota; Metazoa; Chordata; Aves; Falconiformes; Falconidae. The transcript has 12 exons. Bases 398 to 1918 code for a protein of 506 amino acids. The record is from RefSeq and is a predicted model, not a curated record.
GGAAGUGGCCCGGGGAGGCCGGAAGCGCCGCUGACGCGGGGCUGGCGGAGCGGGGCGCUGGCCGCUUUGCUGCUUUUCUACUUUUUGGAAGACUCGAUCUGUUUGCCGGGCAGGCUAACCCUUCUCUGUGGCUUACCGACAGCAGGUAGUGAACUAGUUGCAGGCUGUCAUACCCUUAAGAUGUGUAACAGCGUGUGUUGCUGUAAUGCAAAAGAUGCAACCUUAAGGCCUUUUCAGACACAGAGCACUUGACCCAACUGCUGCAGGAGCGAGAUCUUUGCUACCAUGGUUAGAAGAGGGAUUUAACCCUUGCAAAAGGAAGGAGUGAGUGUUAGCCCAAGAAGCAGCAGUUGUCCCGCAUUGGGUUCACCUAAGCAACUCCAAAUAGUCAUUGCCAAUGGAUGAACUGGUGCAUGACUUGGCCUCAGCCUUAGAGCAGACUUCAGAACAAAACAAGCUGGAUGAACUAUGGGAAGAGAUGGCCCUAAGCCCACGGCAGCAGCGACGUCAGCUUCGCAAGAGACGGGGUCGUAAACGACGCUCAGACUUCACACAUCAGGCAGAGCAUGCCUGCUGCUACAGUGAGGCCUCAGAGUCAAGCUUGGACGAAGCUGUCAAGGAUUGCCGUGAAGUGCUGACAGCCAAUUUCAGUGACUCUGAUGACAUGGCAGUGGUGAAACGACACCCAGCUCUUAGUGCCACCCUGAGGAGCAAGCAACACUCAUGGCAUGAGUCAGACUCCUUUACAGAGAAUGCACCCUGCCGACCUCUCAGACGCCGACGGAAAGUCAAACGUGUGACAUCAGAGGUAGCUGCCAGUCUCCAGCAAAAGCUCAGGGUGUCAGAGUGGAACUAUGAGAGGGGCUGCAGGUUCAAGUCAGCCAAGAAACAGCGUCUUUCACGCUGGAAAGAAAAUGCCCCUUGGACAUCCUCCAGUCAUGGCCUUUGUGAAUCAGGAGAGAACAGGCCCUUCCUUAGCAAAGGGGGAAGGAAGGAGCGGAUGGAGUGUGAAGCUGGUGAACAGAAGCAGGGCUCUGAUGAAAACAUGUCGGAAUGGCACCUUUCCUCUGAGGAUGCUAAAACCCUUAUGAAGCAGUCACUCAAUCCUCGCAUCUGCUGCUUUGAAACCAGCAGUGUGUGCAGCAGCAGUGAUACUGGCCUGUUUACCAAUGAUGAGGGCCGCCAAGGAGACGAUGAGCAAAGUGAUUGGUUUUAUGAAGGAGAAUGUGUUCCAGGAUUCACCGUCCCCAACCUUCUUCCCAAGUGGGGAGCUGACCACCGAUCUGAAGUAGAGCGGAUUGACUCAGGCCUGGACAAGCUCUCAGAUUCCACGUUCCUUUUGCCCUCACAGCCAGCUCAGAGAGGGUUUCAUGCUCGCCUGAAUCGCCUUCCAGGAGCUGCUGCCCGUUGUCUCCGAAAAGGUCGGAGAAGGCUUGUUGGCAAGGAGACCUCCAUGAGCACUCUGGGCACCGAGAGGCUGGGUCAUAUUGUUAGUGAUCCACGCCAGAAAGAAAAGAACAAAGUGCUGGCUUCUGAUUUCCCACACACUGUGGCCUGUGCACAUGAGUUCAAUCCAUUAUCUCCUCUGUACUCUCUGGAUGUGCUUGCUGAUGCUUCCCACCGAAGAUGCUCACCAGCACACUGCACUGCCAGGCAAGCAAAUGUACACCUGGGACCACCAUGUUCAAGGGACAUCAAGAGGAAGCGAAAGCCAGCUGCAGCCUCCAUGUCCAGCCCAACAUCAGCAACUUUAUCUGUCCACAUGGAUGCAGCAGAGUCAGAGCUACCAGCAACACCAUCCCUGAGAUCCCAGAACUCUGAGUGGACAGGGAAAACACCAGGAGCCGAGAAAGCUACUAUUGCUCCCUCCAGUAACUUUUUUAAAAUGCCACCAGAGAAGAGCCCUGGAUACAGCUAAAAGGAAGCAUUGCAACUGUAAAAGCUUGCUGGAUUUUGGAAGUCUUUGACUCUGGUGUGUGUCUUCACCAGACAUCUUGUUUGGCAGUAGUGGUAUCUUCAGUAUUGGUGUGUGAUGCGUGCCAUUAUCCAGACUGAUCUGCUUGCCCCACACACCUAAAUCAUGUUUGCGAAUCUGUGUUUAAAAAAAAGUAAUCAGUGUUGGGACCGCAGUGGCUUUUAAAAAUGUUUUUGCUAUUGCUGUAUUUAUUAUGCAUUCAUCUCUUUCCCUGAUGCCAGCUCAUGUGUGCUGGGUCAUGUACAGAUUCUUUUGGAUUUUCAGAUCUUUAUUCACCCCCUGGACGUGUUGCUUGUUUGUGUAUUUGGCAUUUUAUGGGUGAAAGUCCCACUGCCACUCAGGGAGGCAAAAGUCUCCCCCUGCCUUCUUCCAGGCCAGGAGGACUUUUUGGAUGGGGAAUGAGGAGGGAAUGCAAACAAGCUGAAACAUGGAAUCUGAAUUCUGUAUUAGCAGAAUGUUUUCAGGCCAUGUGCUAAUGGACUCAAAUCAUGUUGCUUCUAGCGAAGCAAAUGUGAUGCUUGUCCAUUCAGAAAUUGCAGCUGGCUCACUGGCAGCAUGGUCCAUUAGACCUUUUCCUUCUCCCUUGUUCUGAAUGUCUUUAGUCUUGCUUGUGUAUUGCAUGUUCUUUCCUAAAUCUCCUACUGGAUAAGGAUUUGGAAGAACUACUUGGACAUAAAUGUGCAAGCUGGUGUCCUGGAAAGGAACCUGGGCUCUUCAAUCUCCGAGAAUGUUUGUGGAGGAUAUACAAAACUUUCAUUUUUCAGUGUAUAAAUUAAAAAAUGACUGUUAGCGUUUCAAAAGGAUGCUUGCCAUUGAAGUCAACAUGCCAUUGAACAAAAAUGCCAUUUAAAGUAUCAUCUGAGUUCAGAGCAUUCCGUGUAUUGAUCAGACCACUUCUGUCCACUUCAAAAACUAUUGUCUGCUCUAUCUACUGGAGGUGUACUUUACUUUUAAGUACUUUUGUACUUCACUCUGCAGCAUACAUAGCUCUUCCUUCAUAGCACUUCCACUUGGUCCCCUGUUACCUUCUGUGCAGUAUAUGGAUAGUGAUUUCUUCCCUCUCUUUUCUUGAAUCCUUGAUCAUGCUCCGCUUAUUUUUCCUGAGUUAUUCUGUGUGGAGCUUAUUUUGGGCUAUGUUUUUAGAAUAUAUACCUGCAUAGCAUGUGUCAAGGAACAGGUGGCCUCACAGUUUAAGCCCUUUAAAAAUAGGAUAUGUUUGUAUGCAUAGAACUCCUUUUGCUUUCCUCACUGGCUGGAGCUUUCAGACAGGACCAUUUAAGCUUGUAAAAUUCAUUUUGAAUGUGGAGGUGCAGUUAGCACUGUCAUGUAGAUAACAAAAUUUGCAUGUUUUCACUGGUUUUGCAGUGUUCUGCUCUCCCUUUUAAAUCAAAUAGCUGAGGGACAGGUUUGAUUGUGAGGAUAUAAAGCAGAUUUAUAUUUAACUCUGUAUUAAAAUGUUAAAUGGCCAUAACAUACACAAAACAAAAAUUGAAUGACUCACUAAAUCAUGAUUGGCAAAUACAGUUAUACAACAGACAUGCUGUCCAUGGCUGAUCCCCUAAUACCUACUUAUUCUUGGGGAGACAUCCACAUUGGAUUUAUAUUUCACAAGCAAGAAAACUGCCAGACCUGUCAUUGUAAAUUCCUCCCAAAACAUUUUUUUUUUCAGUGGUGGUAUUAUUUUAGAACUAAUUAGAACGGGGAAAGCUUUUUUACCUUGCUGAAGGAGUACAGAGGUCAGUUUGGAUUACGGGACAAGCUGUAAGGAGAGGAGUAUUCCUGUUUUAAAGUAGUCAUUGGAUUGUUUUAUUUUAUAGUUAUUUUGAGCAGUGGUACCUAAGAAGUAGCACAGGAAGUCUCGGCACUGUAAUCUAGAACACACCUAUAGAGGGUAAACCUGAAAACUAGUAGCUUGACUAUCUAGUACUCAUGACUACAGGGAAAGGGGAAAGGUGGUCAUGUUCUCCUGACAACCUGCAGAUAAAUUUUAGGAUCGGAAGCUUUGUAACCUAACUUGCAGGCUGUUUCAGUGACUGGGAGUGGUUCCCUAAAAGAGCAUUUGUGCAAUUGCAUGUUUUUAGUGAAGGAUGCGCCACAGCCUCUCUUGGUUUGAGUCUAUUCAACAGACUUAGAUUGCUGAUCAUUCAGCUAAAAUUUUAAAUUUUGGCCCCUGUGUUCCCAUUUUUAAAACCAAUUCUGAUAUAUCUUUCUACAUUCUGAGUAUUGUUCAGAGUAGUUCUGUUCCUUCUGUGCAGUCCGGAUUGGUUUAAAACUUUUAUGAGAGAUGUUUGAGGUGUUUAGGGAAUCAACAGUCAUCAUCUCACUCACUGGGGGGUGGGGAGUGGGGGUGCCACACUUUUUCUUUGGGGGCAGAGAAGGAUAAUUUAUCAGGUUUUCCUAUUGAGGUCAGUAGCACUGUUCAUCUGGUUAAGCCCUUACUUAGGUUGUAAACUCAUAGGAGGUCUUUGUUGCCUUUUAAAUGUUGAAUGUACCUGUGGCAGUGCUGAAGAGUAACUGUGGCAGGCCUGUCUUGGUAAGCCAUAUUUCCUGCCAUGGCAACUUUCUGGAAGCACCAGGAGACUCAAGUUCUUGCAGCUGCCCUCUCUUUUCUAUUUCUAGAAUUUACCUAGAAAUAUUCUAGAAUAAUCCAUUUACUGUUCAGUCAGGCUUUCAACCAAAUUUGAUUCCUCUGAGUGGUAGGCAAGAAAAAUGAAUCGCGUAUCUUGUUACUCCAGGGUAUUUAUCAAAAUUUAUCUUUAGACUUCAGUAGCUUGAUACGUAUUUGAAUAUCAGCAGCAUUCUUAGAUGAAUGAACUAGAUGCAUUGUUUUGUCUCUUUUCCUCUAAGGCAGAUUCCUUAGAACUCAUUCUGUACUCACACUGUACUUGCAGUGAAGGGCAGUGCUUUGGAUGUGGAUUGCUUGAGUAGAAAGGAAUAAUAACAUGCCUUGAUUUGGUAGCUGUGCUUCUACUAAGGCAGUCAGGUCUGUGAUUAUUGCUUCAAAGAUACACAGCUCACUCGUGUUCCACUUCUUGUCCACCAGGACUCCCCAGUCUUUUUCCAGGUUUGUCUUCCCUCAAGUUGUCUUCUCUCCUUGCCCUUAUAGGAGACUUCAACUCCCCAGACAUCACCUGGGAAUACCAUACUUCUGUGACGAGCAAGUCUGGGAAAUUCCUGAAGUAUGUUGAAGAUAAUUUCUUAUCACAAGUACGCAGUGAACCAGCUAGGAAAGAUGCUCUCCUAGACUUGUUAUUUGUGAGUAGAGAAGGACUUGUGGGAGAUGUGAUGGUAGAUGGCUGUCUUGGCCGCAGGGAUCACAAAAUUGUUGAGUUUACAAUUUUUGGUGUAAUGAGAAAAAUGGUCAGCAGGGUUGAUACCUUGGAUUUCAAGUAAGUUAGUUAGCAAGCUGGUUAGCAGUGUUCCGUGGAAAUCUGCUUUUGAGGGCUUAGGGGUCUGUGAGUGCUGGUCAGUUUUUAAGAACCACUUUUCCAAAGCAUAAGAGCAGGCAAUCCCUUUGUGUUGAAAGUCAAGCAAGCAGCACAGAAGACCAGUUUGGCUGAAUGGUGAAUUCCUUUUGGAACUCAGGAAGAAAAAAAAAUUGUAUGAUCUCUGGAAGCAAGGUCAGGCUUUGCAGGGAGAUUACAGAGCUGUGGUUCAUACCUGGAGGAAGAAGAAUUAAAAAUUAAGCCAAAACUUUAAUUAGAGUUGAAAGCGGCCAGUGUUGUGUCAGAGAACAAGAAAGGCUUGUGGAAGUACAGUAAUAGCAAGAGGAGGUCUAAGGAAAACAUUGGACCGAUAAUUGUUGUAGAUGGUCACCUGACAAAUUGGGAUGAAGAAAAAGUAGAGGCAUUCAAUGCCUUUUUUGCUUCAGUCUGAUGAUACCGAUAGACCUGGGGCUGCCCGGUCCUCAGAGUUGGAGGACCGUGACUGCAGGAACAAUGAGUUUCCAUUUGUGGACACUAAAAUUGUAAAGGACCAGUUGUUAUCAGCUGAAUGUUCAUAAGUCCAUGAAACUGGAUGGGAUUCAUCCCAGAGUACUGAAGGAGCUAGUGGAUAUUACAGCAGGACCCCUCUUAACUGUCUGCCAAGUCUUGGAAGUCUGGGAAGGUCCUUGCUGACUGGAAGUUAGCCAGUGUUACAAGAAGGGCGUGAGGGAAGACCCAGGAAACUACAGGCCUCUUAGUUUAACCUCAGUACCUGGAAAAAUUAUGGGGAAUGUCAUACUAGAUGCUGUUGAAAGGCAUUUAAGGGACAGUGCAAUUGUCAGGCACAGUCGGCAUGGGUUCACGAAGGGAAAAUCCUAAUCUGAUAUCCUUCUAUGAUAAGGUCACCUGCCUAGGGUAUGAAGGGAAGGUGGUGAAUGCCAUUUUUCUGGAUUUUAGUAAGGCUUUUGAUGCUGUCCCUCACAGCAUCCUUCUGGAUGAGUUUCCAGCUGAGAUGAGCAAGGUGUGCUGGGUGAAGAACUGGCUGAACGGCAGGGCUCAAAGGGUUGUGGUGAGUGGAGCUGCAUCUGGCUGGCAACCAGUCACCAGCAGUGUUCCUCUAGCGACAGUUAAGUAUUUUUAUCGAUGAUCAAGAUGAGGAGUUGAAUGCACCUGAUGAUACAGUUGAGUGCAGUCUGCUGAUGAUACUAAACGGGGAGGUGUGUUGACCCUCUCAAGGGACUAGAGGCCUUGCAGAGGGAUCCAGAUAGGUUGGAGCGUUGGGUUAUAAUUAAUGGGAUGAAAUUUAAAUGCUGGAUUUUGCACCUGGGGUGGAGUAAGGCUGGACACAAGUAUAAACUGGGAAGAGGAGUGGCAGGAGAUCAGCCCUGCAGAAAGGGAUCUGGCAGUGCUGGUCGACAGCAGGCUGAGUGUGAGGCAGCAGUGUGCCCUGGCAGCCCGGAGGGCCAACCGCAUCCUGGGGUGCAUCAAACACAGCAUAACCAGCCCCUCAAAAGAGGUGAUUAUCCUGCUGGUGUGGCCUCACCUUGAGUACUGUGUGCAGUAUUCUGGGCCCCAGAAUUUAAAAAGGAUGUUAAGGUAUGGGAGGGCAUCCAGAGGAGGGAAACAAAGCUGAUGAAAGGGCUGGAAGGCAUGUCCUGUGAGGGGCAGUUAAAGACUGUGGGUUUGUAGGGUUUGGAGAAAAGGAUACUGAGGGGCAACCUUAUUGCUCUCUACAGCUUCCUGCGGAGGGGAGGUGCAGAGGUUGGUACUGGUUGUUCCUCCCUGAUAUCCAGUGACAGGUUGCAUGGGAAUGGUUCAAAGCUGUGCCAGGGGAGGUUCAGACUUGACAGCAGGCAACACUUCCAUACAGCGAUGGUUGGUAGACACCGAGGCAGGCUUGCUAGAGAGGUGCUUGAUGGCCCAAGCCUGUCAGUGUCUGAGGCAUUUGGACAAUGCCCUUAAUAAUAUACUUUAAAUUUUGGUCAGCCCUGAAGUGGUCACGCAGUUGGACUAGAUGAUUAUUGUAGGUUCCUUCCCACUGAAAUAGUCUGCUCUAUUAAUGAACUUCAUGAGGUUUCUGUCUUUUUAUUCCUCCAAUCUGUCAAGGUCCCUGUGAGUGAUAUCCCCACCCUCUAGCAUAUCAGCGGGUCCCCUUCCCAACAUGCCAUUAUUUCUGAUCUUGAUAUUAUGUUCUGUCUCUUUCCACCAGAUCGCUAAUGAUCACUGAACAGUAUUGACUCCAGUAUUCUUCUGAGGCAUGCUUUUCAUAACUGGCCAUCAUGCAGAUUUCAAGCAUUUGAUCAUUAUUCUUUGAGCCUGACAGUUCAGUCAGUUUCUCGCUGACUUUAGUUGCUGGAUGGCAUCCAGUCCGUAGCUCCCCCAUUUGACUAUAGGGAUGCUAUGAGAGGCUGCAUCAAGGGGUUUACUGAAGUCGAUAUAAACAGCAUCUACUGCUCUCUACACACUCACAGAGCCUGUCAUUUCAUCACAGAAGGCAGUCAGGUUCAUAGGCAUGAUUUUCCCUCAUUUAAUCUGGCUGUCUUUCUAGUCCCUUUCUUGUCAUUUGGGUGCCUGGAGGUGGUCUCCAGAACUUGCUCCAUAAAGCUGCAAAGGACUGAGGUAGUGCUGACUAGCCUGCCAUUCCCUGGAUCCUCCUUUCUGCCUUUUUAGAGAGGUGACAUGAUACAUACCCCUUCCUAUGACUGGGGACCUCAUGCAAUUGCCACAGUUUUUCAUAGAUGAUCAAGACCAGUCUUCUAACAAUUUUUUGCAAUCAGGGCUUUGUUUAUGUGCAGGGAGAAGAUUGACAUUCAGUGAAGGAGAAAUUGAGAGCUGGGAGGAGCACAUUUCCCCUAUUGCACGUUUCCAGUAGUUCCAGUUAGCUCUAGUGAGGCUUAAUGCCCAGUUUGGUAGGUACUGGAGAAGUGUGAAUUAAAAUGAUGUAGUUUCUGGCCUGAUAGAUUUAUGAUUUUAAGGUAAGGUACAGUAAAGAGUGAAGAAGGCAACAAAACAGUAGGUGGAGAGAAACUCGUAAGAGGCUGGGACUAGAGUUGCUGAAUGAUAGAUUAGCUUCAUGAUUGUGGUAUGCAGAGGUGUGUCUUGCCAGCAUUUCUGAAUAAUGACAUGGAGUCUGUUAGUGCUGUCCUUCCAACUGUGGAAGCUCAUACUGUUACUUUGUGGAUGUUGCAGAGACCUGCUGAGUGGGCAGAGGAUGAGAAGGGAAAUUGGAGGAAGGGCAACAGGAAGGGUGAUUGAGUGCCUCUUGCUGUAACCCUUUCUGCACUGAAGAAAGAAGAUGCUACAAAAAGCAAUGUAUCUGGAUAUUGAAAAGGAAUUAUGUAAAGCGGAUGAGAACUUUGCUUUGUUGUCUUGAGGAACAGGUUUGUAACCAGAGAACACUUCAGUGAAGCAAAAGUGGAGGACGCUACCAGUCCUUUGUUCGGAAAAUGUAUUUUAAUAGUCUGUUAGGAGACUAUCAAAGGAUGACAAGCUUCUGUUGUCAUUGUGAUACCGCAUUACUGUGUCUUUGUCCCCUGUGUUCUGUUUCAGUUCGUGUUUUGUGCUGGAGACAUCCUGGCUUUUGUACCAUCAAAUAUGGGAGAAGUACUUUACGGCAAUGCUUCUUAAGGCAUAAUGCAUAAGGGGCCGCUUGCUCUACAGAAGCCAAGACAAGAUUAUCUUAGGUCAUUAACUUUUACCCAUUUCCUAACUGCAAACCUGACCGUUUCUGUGACUCCAGUGAGUUGACAAAGAUGUGUUAACUGGCAUACCAGGAAAAGAGUAUUCUUGUACCCACUCAAAGAAUUGGUAAAAGUAGAAAAUGGGCUGGCACAGCCUGUUGUAUCAGAGAGAUGCAAAAUAUAUAUAUACCGGCAGAUGAUAAUAGGGAGAGGUAUUGCUGAGCCCUACAUGUAUGAUCUAGAGUAUUCAUUGUCUUCAAGCAGAGCUGCCAAUAUUAUGAGGAUGAUCGGGGUUUGGCAAAGCUGCCCUCUUUUCCUUGUAACCUCUGAAGGAAAUGGGAUGAACAGUAUAAGAAAAGCUGCACUGGGUCAGCCCAAAGUUCUGCCUGGCUUGGUCAUCUGUCUCUCACAGUGUCUGGGUUUGGAGGCUUGGGGGGUACUGUAAGGAUGAAGUAGUUACACAGUGAUACUUCCCUUUUACGUUCUUCCAGCCCAGUGUCCUGUCUCAAAAAGGUUUACAGACUUUUUCUUCAAGGCUGGAGAAAACUUUUUUGUGAACCUUUUUGGCUAUAGUAUUUAUCCUGCCACUGCAUUUACUUAUAUUUUAAGAAGGACAUGUAACCUGACUUUAAAAACAUCAGGUAAGGAAUAGUUCAUCUUUCUUGGGUAAUUAAUAAGAAAACUGAUGACCUCUUUAUGAGGAAUUUGCAUCUUUUGGAAUAGUUUUUCCUAAUAUCAACAUCCUGAUGUUGUUUCUUGCUAUGCUUUUUUUCAGCAACGUUGAAAAGUCCCAUUCUUCCUUGACAAUUAGGCUUCUUUGUCAUGUAUAACUACCUAUAACCGAUCAACAAGUCCUAUGUAAUCCGCUAACCCAUAUAAGUCAUUUUUCAUAAGCUUCACACUGUAAAACUUUUCAUUGAACCUUUAAUUAUGCUGCUGCAUGAAAAUACCCAGUAUUCCACAUCCAUCUGCAUUCGAUUUUAGUGUCUGCACUUGGAGUAUUUUUUACAGAAGCAGGAACACUUGCUUCCCUAUUGCUGUUCACGCUUCAUACGCUCAUAUAUCCCAACACCAUGCUAGUCCUUGCUGCCCAAACACUGCUGUAACCCUGCCAUAAAAGUGAUAUUCAGGUAGUUGACUCUGAAUCAAAAGUUCUUACCACUGCUUUGCGAUGCGUAAGAUCCUAGAAAGUAAGAAUAAUCUUAAUUUUAUUUUUUUUAUUCGAAAAUGCAUUUUCUUUAGGAAUAUUACAGUGCAAUUUUGGACUGAUGGUUUUUAUAAUUUGGAAUAGUUAAGAGCUCAGUAUGUUUAGUUUCAUCAGAAGAGGAUUGGAGGUGUCUUGCCUGUGUGGGGUAGGAAGUCCUUUAUGGAAAUACGAGGUAAUAAAGCAUCUCUUGUCUUGUGCAGAUGGCCAUAAAAACAAACUUGAAGCUAAAGCCAAAUGAAUUAAAGAUAGAAAUAGGGUGUGAGCUUUUAACAGUGAGGACGGAUUACCUAUUGGGAUAAAGUACUGUGAAGCCUGAAGAUACACAGAAGCUACUGCUUCCCAAUGUGCAGGCAGCAGCUUUAUGGAAGGAAUGCUGUAUCCAAAUAUAAGCCAUUGAAAUAAAUACAGAGGCAUCUAAAGACAAUGAAUAGUCGAUUUUACAGUAUAGUGACGGUCAGUCUACAUGAAAUGCUAGUUGCUUCUGGUUUAGAACCUCAGAGAGGACACAAUACUGUCUGCAGUAUAGAGAUCUGUUGAAAAAUGGGAAGUGUUUUGGCAAACAGGGAAAAGUCAUGGUGAUGGAAAUGUUAUGGUGUUACCAAAAGAUUGUCAUGAAAUUUGCAUGGGAAGGUGAGGUGAGAAGAAAUUUACCUGUGCAAACUGAAAUGAAGCAUCAUUUCUGCAUGCCAGUUUAUUUAUAUUAUAAUGACAUAAGAAUGUGCAAUCCCCAGAACCUACACAAUCACGCAGGUGAAGAGUGUCCUUGGUGAGGAUUCCUCCUUCCUUGCUGUGCGGUGCUGGCAGCUGGAGUUCUGCUGUCCUAGGGUGGGGUUCCCUGCGUACACACUCUGCUGCAGCAGCUCUGUCUCAGUUCGUUUGCUCAGCUGUGUGAACUGCCUGCACAUUGCGCUGAAAUCAGGAACAAAAGGAGGAGAGUAUGGAUGGGCUUAUUACUUUGUUAGAAUACUUGCCAAAAAAAAGUAUGCAAUCUUUCUUAGUCACUAUCGCAGUUGCUUCUGCUUUUCUGCCUGAUGGCAUAUAAGGAGGACCACUCCUUGUAGGAGUGCCCUUUUGGUAGCAUGUAGGCCUUUGCUAUCACACUGAAGGAGCAGAUGGUACGUUUCUCCAAGUGGAAGAGUUCUUCUGCAGUCAUCUGAGAGGAGAUGAUGUGACUGGAGGAAGCAAUUUUCUGGUAGUGUAUUCUGUAACAGUAACAGAGCAAUGACUUGUUCAGCUUGUUCAGCUUUAAAAAUACAUUACGCCGUACCUUUGUUUCAAAAUGAAUAUAAAAUUCCAUCGAUGGAAUAGUGCCGCGUUUGAAUUGUUGCUUCAGAUCUCAAGUCCUGGACAUAGUCUUAAUGUAGCGUUUGGUUUUGUUGCCCAGAUUGGUGUAUGUGAGACCUCACUGCUGGGAGCUGUUGUAAGAGUGCCACGAGCUGAGCCUGGUCUGGCCUGAGCAGAGUCCCUGGGCACUGCCGAAGCCGUUGGAUUUUCUCUCACGUUUGGCAACAUCAGGCAGGUAGCCAGAGCUGCCAUUAGCUGUAUUCUAGCUUCCUCCUGUCCCAGAGGGCUUACCUAGAGAUAGUUCACUACUCAAAAUCUUUGAGCCGCACUGUGCAUGUCCCAAAUAUUUAGUGUGGUCAUAAGACUUAACUGAAAGGGAAUGGACUCUUGUUUUGGGGGUGACAUGUAAAUAAGGAAGAUUCUUGCUUGUAUUCUUCUGUCUUAAACAUGAUCUGUAUUCUCUGAGCGAGGUUCUUGCAGAAUCUGUUCUGAUUAUAGAAACUGGAAAUAAAUCAAUAUAUGAAAGAA